This is a messenger RNA of Cinara cedri, 3050 nucleotides long. The record is from the annotation of a GenBank genome assembly. Lineage: Eukaryota; Metazoa; Arthropoda; Insecta; Hemiptera; Aphididae.
AUGCAAUCAGGAAUUAUUAAUAGUAUGUGAAUUAUAAUUAGUUUUUUCUCAUUGCCAUACACUUUUUUCAAUACUAUUUCAAUAUUGUUUUUUAGAAUUACUUCUAUAUGUUUUGGAAGAAUAUCCAGGUGAGAUGACAGACAAAGACAUCCAAGAAGAAAUAGAUACCUUUACUUUUUGAAGGACAUGAUAUCUCUUCUGUGUCAAUGAUAAUGACAAUAAUAUUGCUGGGCUUAUAUCAAAAUAUUCAAGUAAAGAUUUGAGUUAGUUAAAUUUAUCAUAUGUAACAGUUUUAAAAUAUUUUGCAUUUUAGGAUAUAGCAAGAGACGAGUUGUAUAAUAUUUUUGGUGACUCUGAUAGAGAUGCAGCAAUGGAAGAUUUAAAUGCCAUGAUAUACUUGGAUGCAGUAAUAAAAGAAUCGCUUCGAUUGUAUCCAGUUGUAUCACCCAUUUCGAGAGAAAUUCAAACAACUUUAAAACUGAGUAAGUUUAUAAUUCCAAAUAAUUUACAUGAUUUUUUUUUUUUUCAGUUUACCUUAGUGUUAACUUAUUAGCCAGAUUACUAGCAUAAACUAAUUUUUUUCCAAAAUUAUUAAUUAAACACUACUCAUUUGAUAUUCAAUUUGUUAUAAGUUAUUAUACACUUAUACUAUUAUGUAUUAUUAUUUACAAACAAUUUAAUCUCAAAAUUUAAACCACUUACAAAUUUUACACUUUAAAAUUCACAUCCAACAAAAAUUACUACAUAAGAAAAAUGAACCAAAGAAAUAUACAAAAUGUAAAACUUAAAAAUCAGCAUUUUUUCUAUCAUAAGUUACUAAUUUAACUUCCAAUAUUUUUAAUAAAGCUGAAAACAAUUUAUUAAAUAAAGGUAAUAAAUUCAAUAUGUAUCCAACAUUAAACUUUCAAUCAAUUAAAAAACAAUUAAAAACAUUUGAGUCUGUUAUAAAUUAUGUAUAAUUUCAAAAUCAAACAAGAUAUAACUUAAUAAACAGCACCAAUAAAAACUACAAAAAUAAGCCAUAUAAAAUAUUAAUACAAAAAAGUAUAGGUAAACGACAAAAUACAGUUAUUAACAAUAUAAUGAAUAAAUUAAAAACAGAUAAUUCAGAAAUAGUUCUGGUAGAUAAAUUUAAUGCUAUUGUUAUCAUUUACAUUAAUGAAAUUCAUAAGAAAACGUUUGACCCUAUAAAUAAUAAUAAUAUUCAAAACUUAACAUGUGAUCCAACUGUAAUUUACACUAAACAAAUUAAUAAACUGAUAACAAUUUCAAAAAAAUCAUACCUUAAGUCCACAAAAAAAUAUUAUUUAAAUCUGAUUAUAAAAUAGAGGCUCACACUUAAAACAUCCAUUCAUAAAACUACACAAACAAGAUAAUCCGAUUCAUUCAUUAAUUAACUUUAAAACUGAUCCAGCUUGCUAAAUAUUUACUCUCAAAAAAAAAAAAAUUAAUCAUGAAUACUGAUACUUUUAUUUAUAAAAAAUACAUAUGAUUUUAUUGAUAAAAUUAAUGAAACUAAUAUUGUUACCAAAUGAUUUCUUUUGGCGUCAAAAAUUUAUAUACAUUCAUUUCUAAACAUGAAACAAUAAUUUCUUAAAAAAAUAAACUUAUACAUAGUAAUAAAUUUCUGCGAUCUUACAGUUUCCAUAAUAAACAAUACAUAUGAUUUUAGUAUUUACAGGAAACCCACACAAACUGAUGCUAUAAUACUACAUGGUUCUAAUCACCCUUAUUCUCAUAAAUACCAUUUUUUAAUUCAAUAUUCUAUAGGCUUUAAAUAAUUCUAUUAAAUAAACAUAAUUAUCAACACGGACUCAAUAUUAUCUAUUGUAUAGUCUAUUGAAAUAAUUUCAAUUUAAAUACUGUUAAAAAAAUUCAUAAACGUGUUAAAGAAAAAAUAAUACACAAAUCACCAAAUAACGUUGUUAACUAUUGUGUUAUGAAAUAUCGACAUAAUAUGUCUAACAAAUUCACUAAAAUUCUGAACAAUAAUACAAAUAAUGUAAAAAUCGUUUUUUUAGGCUAAUAAUAAUUUAAUCAAACAUAUAAAUAAUAGAACUAAAAAGUUCAUAAAAAAUCCCCUUUCUUAUUAAAAUGUUGGUAUAUAUAAACUUAAACAUAACUGUAAUAAAUUGUAUAUAGGUAAGGCAAAUUGACAUAUUAAAAUAGGAUGUAAUGAACACAUUUCUGAAAUAAUAUUUUUAAAAAACCGAUGAUGAAUCAAAUGAUUUAUAUUUCUUAACAUAUCGAUUUUUAAUGAUAACCCAUUUUAAAUAUCUCUCCUAUUAAAGUAAAUUAUUUCUAUGUAAAACGAAAAAUUUGUAUACAUUUUUUUUUUCUAUGUAUUUUUUCAUUUAAUUUUAUAUAUUCAGUCACAUUUUACAUUUUGACUGUGAUAAACCUGAUGAUGAAUUUUUAAUUCGAAACCGGUCAUGUAUAAUACACUUAUAAUACUCUGAGCAACAUAUUUAUUCAUUUAUUUAUUUUUUAUUUUUAUACAUACAUUUUUUAUUUAUAUAUUAAUUUAUUAUAUUUGAUUAAAUGUUUGAAAAAAUAAACUCUACAAUUAUUAUAAAUCAUAAUAAAUUUGCAUUCUGAAUAUAAGGAUGGUAAAUUAUUUAUUUAUACUUGUAUAUUGCUAUAUUGAUAUACUAUUACUUACUAUACUUUAAGGAAAUGAUAGAAAGACUUCUGUAAAGAAACAUGAAAAUCAGUAUUUGGAAAAGAAUUUGGCAUCUUAAUUGUAAUCAGUCAUAAAUAAUUUGUUGCAAUGAUUUUUACUUUCUUUUUUUUUCUUAUUUUUAAGGGACUAUUAUUCCACCAAGGUUAGUUAUAUUUAUAUUUCCUUAUAUUAUGCAUAGAAAUGAGAAUAUCCUGAAGAAUUCAUUCCUGACAGGUUUUUAGAUGAAGAAAAUAAAGAAAAAUGUCUAUUCAAUUAUUUGCCGUUUAGUGCUGGCCCAAGAAAUUGCAUUGGUAAAAUUAAUAUUAAUAAAAAAUUUUAUUUUAGUAUACCUAUCCUAUGUACUAAUAAAUCAUAUUAUUUAUUUUAA